This is a messenger RNA of Monodelphis domestica (gray short-tailed opossum), 3108 nucleotides long. It is a transcript of the gene BBS2, whose product is annotated as Bardet-Biedl syndrome 2. The record is from RefSeq and is a predicted model, not a curated record. Gene Ontology annotation, cellular component: ciliary basal body; BBSome; membrane. Lineage: Eukaryota; Metazoa; Chordata; Mammalia; Didelphimorphia; Didelphidae. Gene Ontology annotation, molecular function: protein binding. Gene Ontology annotation, biological process: non-motile cilium assembly.
GGGGUCAUGGAGUAGGAAUGCGAGUUUGACUGCCUGGGAGCUGGAAGGGAAGAGAAGUCUAGGGUCCGAAAGACAGAGACAACCCUAGCUCUGGAGGAAGAGGACAUGCGCCCCAGCUGCGUAUAGCAGCGAGAAUAAGUAGCAGAACACGAAGAAGUCUACUAGGGGACCCUAAGUGGAGGAAAAGCAGAGGGUGGGGCGAAGGCGGAGGCAGGGCAGAUAUAGGGGCGGGGCGUAGGCUAAAGUAUUAGGAAGUGAGAGGCGUGGUUGUCGCAAAAGUAGAGGAAGAUCAGAAGAGGGCGGUGCCACCUGGGAGGAGGCAGGGCAAAGCAGAGACGGAAGCCAUGCAGGACAGAAGUGGGGGCGGGGCCAGGGAAAUGGGGCGGGGCUAAACCCGAGCUGAGAGGCUAAGGCAGCGGAUGGAGUACUGGGUCCGGCCCGCGCGGUUUCCUGCCCGUGGCGGUCCCUCCUAGAGGUCGGCCAGGCCCAGUCACCCUCCCGUCCCAUCUCAGCGGGAGAACUCCGCUGGGGCCGGAGGAGCGGCUGCCGGCGUUAUCAUGCUGCUGCCAGUGUUUACUCUGAAGCUGCGCCACAAAAUCAGCCCGCGCAUGGUGGCCGUGGGUCGCUACGACGGAACCCACACGUGCCUGGCGGCCGCCACCCAAGCUGGCAAGGUUUUUAUUCACAAUCCUCAUGCACGUAGCCAGCGUCUAAACGUAUCUCGUCUUCUCCAGAGCCCCCUUGAUUCAGAUGUUUCCCUUCUCAACAUUAAUCAAGCAGUCAGCUGUCUUACAGCAGGAAUCCUGAAUCCUGAAUUGGGAUAUGAUUCUCUUCUGGUGGGAACCCAGACUAACCUUUUGGCUUAUGAUGUUUACAACAACUCAGAUUUAUUUUACAGAGAGGUUACAGAUGGGGCAAAUGCAAUAGUGCUUGGAACACUGGGAGAUAUUCCAUCACCUCUUGCGAUUAUUGGUGGAAAUUGUGCUCUUCAGGGCUUUGAUCAUGAAGGAAAUGAUCUAUUUUGGACGGUUACUGGAGACAAUGUACAUUCUUUAGCAUUGUGUGACUUUGAUGGUGAUGGAAAGAAAGAGCUUCUUGUUGGAUCUGAGGAUUUUGACAUCAGGGUUUUUAAAGAAGAUGAGAUUGUGGCAGAAAUGGCAGAAACAGAGACAAUUACUUCUCUUUGUCCAAUGUAUGGCAGUCGUUUUGGAUACGCUCUUUCUAAUGGCACAGUUGGUGUUUAUGACAAAACAGCACGAUAUUGGAGAAUUAAAUCUAAGAAUCAUGCAAUGAGCAUUCAUGCAUAUGACCUUAACUCUGAUGGAGUACGUGAACUAAUCACUGGUUGGUCUAAUGGAAAAGUUGAUGCCCGCAAUGACCGAACUGGGGAGGUCAUCUUUAAAGACAACUUUUCUUCAGCAGUUGCUGGUGUGGUGGAAGGAGAUUACAGGAUGGAUGGCCAUAUACAGCUAAUCUGUUGCUCAGUGGAUGGGGAAGUGCGAGGUUAUCUCCCUGGUGGUGCAGAAAUGAAGGGGAACCUGAUGGAUACAAGUGUGGAGCAGGAUCUGAUCCGAGAGCUUAGUCAGAAGAAACAGAACCUACUGCUGGAACUGCGCAACUAUGAGGAAAACUCCAAGCAGGCUGAAUCAAGCAGUCCAUUGAAUGAGUCUGAUGGGCAGCGGGGAAUUAUCCCUGCCAACACAAAGCUGCAAACAGCCCUUUCGGUGAACCUGGGCUCUGACAGUCAAGCUGCGCAUGUGGAAUUACGGAUCUCAACUUCAAAUGAUACCAUAAUCCGAGCAGUGCUUAUUUUUGCUGAAGGGAUUUUUACGGGUGAAAGCCAUGUGGUGCAUCCUAGCGUUCAGAACCUUUCCAGCUGCAUCCGAAUUCCUAUUGCUCCACCCAAGGAUGUUCCUGUGGAUCUGCACAUGAAGACUUUUGUGGGCUACAGAAACAGCACUCAGUUUCAUGUGUUUGAAUUAACACGACAGCUCCCCCGAUUUGCCAUGUAUGCGUUGAGCAACCCUGACCCUGCCAAAGAACCACUCAGCUUUGUUAACUUUACUGUCAAUGAACGGGUACAAAGAGUUGUUAUGUGGCUAAACCAGAACUUCCUAUUACCAGAAGAUAGUGAGAUCCAAAAUGCUCCAUUUCAAGUCUGUUUCACAUCCCUGCGAAAUGCUGGGCAUCUCUUCAUAAAAAUAAAGCCCAGUGGAGAGAUCACUGUUAGUACAGAUGAUAUUGAUCUGGCUGGGGAUAUCAUCCAGUCAAUGGCUUCCUUUUUUGCUAUUGAAGAUCUUCAGGUAGAAGCUGAUUUCCCUGUCUACUUUGAGGAAUUACGGAAAGUUCUUAUUAAGGUGGACGAAUAUCAUUCUGUACACCAGAAACUUAGUGCUGAUAUGGCUGAUCAUUCCAAUCUGAUCCGUAGUUUGUUGGUCCGGGCUGAAGAUGCACGUCUUAUGAGGGACAUGAAAACAAUGAAGAAACGCUAUGUGGAACUUUAUGACCUUAACAAGGACUUGCUAAAUGGUUACAAAAUUCGCUGUAACAAUCACACGGAGCUUUUAGGGAAUCUAAAAGCAGUAAACCAAGCUAUACAAAGAGCUGGCCGUCUUCGAGUUGGAAAACCAAAGAACCAGGUGGUCAGUGCUUGUCGAGAUGCAAUCCGGAGCAACAACCUCAACAUGCUAUUCAGGAUAAUGCGUGUGGGUACAGCUUCAUCAUAGGAGUGGUCAGAGGUGGUGAAAUGCUGUCAGUCACUGGGAGUGUUAGUUUUUUCCUUAUUCACCUAAAGGAUUGAACAUUUAAUAAGACCAUGAUAUGCCAUGAUUAUGAAAGGCAAGGUGAUUCUGUGCCCAAGUUUCACUUGUAAAGCACUAUUACUGAAAAAUGUUUACAUUUCCUGCUUUUAAAUCUUUUAGACGAAUACAAGGUUGAUAUAUGGGGAUGUUUAAAUCUGUAGGAAUUAGUGUUUUUUAAGCAUAACUGUUGUUUAAAUAUAUAAAACCUUUUCUUCUUGAAAUUGUAUCUUUAAUAGCUUUUUUAGUUAGAUCCAAUUUUUAUUAAAAUUUAAAAACUUUUGACCUUUGUGUUAUGAUUAUUCAAAAA